AUGCCUCCAGGUUCUAAGAGGGACGCCGGGAUGGGAGCGCAAGCAAGCGCCGAAACAACCCCCCUGCUUAGGAGCAUCGAUCCAGCACCAAUAAAUGAAGCACCGGGCCAAACACCCGCUGACAACGAAGACGCCGUUCAGGAAAUAAACAAUGAGGACGACCAGCAAGUCCCACUGCCUAAAGCACAAAUAUUCUGGUUAUGCUACACCUCUGUCGUGGAGCCCAUUGCUUUCUUCGGCAUAUUUCCUUACAUCAAUUCCAUGAUUGAGAUAGUUGGCAAUGUAAACAAGGACGAAGUCGGCUUUUACUCAGGUCUGAUCGAAAGCUUGUUUUCUGCCACGCAGAUGUGCGUCAUGUUGCUAUGGGGCAAGGCUUCCGAUCGCUAUGGAAGAAAGCCCGUUCUCGUGCUCUCCCUGAUUGGAGUCUCAGUCGCAACAACCCUAUUUGGCAUGAGCCAGACCCUAUGGCAAAUGAUUGUCGCGAGAUGUUUCGCUGGUGUAUUCGCUGGUACUGUAGUCACAGUCCGAGCAAUGCUCAGUGAGAAUAGCACCAAAUACACACAGGCUAGAGCGUUCAGCUAUUUCGCUUUUGCUCGGAACCUGGGGCUAUUUCUAGGUCCGCUGCUCGGCGGUGUGUUGGAGAGACCUGCUACGAAGUAUACAAGCACCUUUGGUCGCAUUCAAUUCUUCCACGACUACCCGUAUGCUCUACCUGGUAUGGUCACUUCGAGCAUUGCUCUCUCAUCCGCUCUCACGACAUUUUUCUUCGUGAAAGAGACAUUAGAUGUGCAUGUCGACAAGAGCAUCAUACGUGAACCACCAAUGUCGACUCGGCAACUCUUCCAGUCUCCUGGUGUCGCUAGAGUGGUGCUCAUCUACAAUUAUGUCAUGAUGUUAGCAUAUACUUUUACAGCGGUCAAUCCCCUCUUCAUGUAUACACCAGUACCUCUAGGUGGCCUGGGCUUCUCGCCAGAGCUCAUUGCUGCUUUUACAGCGUUGGCGGGUGCUUCACAGGCUGCCUGGCUUCUCUUGGUAUUUCCGCGCCUCCACACACGUGUAGGUACUGGGCGGAUAUUGUUCUACUGUGCAUGCGCGUGGCCAAUCUUCUUUGCUCUUAAUGUCGCCUUCAACUUCCUCCUUCGCCACCAUCUCACGAAGAUCUUUUGGGCGACGGCGCCGCUGACGCUUGCACUGGGCAGUGGGGUUGCCAUGUCUUUCACCGGAGUCCAGCUCGCCGUGAACGAUAUAGCACCUUCGCACGAAACACUCGGAACCCUGAACGCUAUCGUUCUAGCCAUACAGAGCGGUCUCCGCGCCGUUUCACCCGCUUCGGCCACUAGUAUAUAUGCUUUGGGUGUGAAGUACCAAAUUCUGGGUGGACAUCUAUUCUGGCUCAUCAACAUCAUACUCGCUCUAGGCUUACUUGUCCUCCUCAGGUUGUUACCAGCGAAGGUAACUAGAAGACCUGAGCCGCCGCAGAAUAGCCGAACAUGA
Messenger RNA from Parastagonospora nodorum SN15, 1494 nucleotides. RefSeq lists its product as hypothetical. The transcript is spliced from 5 exons. Gene Ontology annotation, molecular function: transmembrane transporter activity. The record is from RefSeq and is a predicted model, not a curated record. Lineage: Eukaryota; Fungi; Ascomycota; Dothideomycetes; Pleosporales; Phaeosphaeriaceae. The coding region runs from base 1 to 1494 and encodes 497 amino acids. Gene Ontology annotation, biological process: transmembrane transport.